GGCCGCAGUAUUCUUGGCCGUCCAAAACAGCUGACAAUCGCGGGCUUUCGUCAGCUCAGGUCGCGAGUCGUGAACCGCGGUGGAACGAACGGCCAACAGCCAGUCUGUAUUCAAGUCUAUCGAUGCAACAUUGUGCCUUUUCGGUAUUUACCUACUCCAUGUUCACAUCAAAUAACUUGAUCUUACAGCCGUUUUAUUCCUGCGUUACGUUUCAAUAUAUUCGGUCGUAAUUCAUUAAACGCCCGCAUCUUAGUAAUCGUUUGUUUACAAAACAAAACACUCGCGCCUACGCGAUUUUUUCCUAUAGCGUUCGUACAAGGUGGCCAUGGAUGGUCUGAGAUUCGCUAUACAAUCUAGACUCGGGGAGAGGAUGAUCAGUAUGAACUCCACUUUGGUAGAGAUGGUCAAUAUUAAUUAUGAAGACUUUAACGAAAGCUUCCUUACCUGCGGCACGUGCUUAUGUAUGUAUGAUGGCAGCGAACACACUCCAAAAUUGCUUCAGUGUUCACAUACGGUCUGCUUGCAUUGCCUCACGCGAAUUGCCGCGUCCCAAACACGGGACACGGGAUCUUUUCGAUGUCCGAUUUGCAGAGAGUUGAUUACUAUUCCCAGAGGUGGUGUCAGCGCAUUGCCGCCGUCUUUUUUAGUCAAUCAGCUGUUGGAUCUGAUGUCCAGGCAAAGGAGAGAGGUCAUUCCAAAAUGUUCUGUUCACAUUAAUGAAGAACUCCUGUUUUGUGAAACCUGUGAUACAGUGUUCUGUACACAAUGUACCGGCGGUUCGCACAAUGAUAGUACGAACAGUUGUGAACAUACAAUUAUACCUUUUUCCAUCGCUAUAAAGAGAAUGUCCGAAAUACUCUUGUAUAAAGCAAACGAAUGUAUAUCAAAGUUAUCGCAGGCUCAGGAGGGAGUGGCCUCAGAGUUGAAUAAGUUAAAUAUUGCCAAAGAUAAAUGUAUAGAGCAAAUAGAGGCGACCUUCCAGCAAAUUCAAGUAGCCAUAGAUCGCAGAAAGCAAGAGAUGGUCGAUCAAGUUAAUCAAAUGUGUAAUGAAAAGAAACGAGUUUUGGACGAGCAACAUGGGCUAAUAGAAAAUGAAAAAAAUAAGGUUGAGCAAGAAUGUCAGGGACUUCAGUAUCAGGUGGAAGUUCGAAACAUCACACAAAAAAUCGAAAUUCUCACUGAAAAGUUAGACACCGCAUUUAGUCUAGGAGAGCCUAGGGAAAAUUGUUUUCUCACAUGUGAUUUCAGUCUUAAUGAUAGUUUAGAUCAGAUACAACAGCAUUUAGGUAUUUUAGGGAAGGUCAGGACCAGUACUACUUUUCCUAGUUUAUGUACGGCGCAAAUUGACGAUAAUAUUAUUGCUGGAAUAGAGAGCUGCGUUACGCUUACGACUGUAGAUUAUCACGGAAAUGCGAGAAAAACUGGUGGUGAUCCAAUUCAAGCUGAAGUUUCUCUGGUUACCGCCGAUCAAAAUAUGGAUAGCGUUUGUCCACUUAGAAUUCACGACUGUGAUGAUGGUACUUAUAAAAUAUUCUUUCGAGCGCGAAAAGCUGGAAGAUAUGGUGUUAAAAUAUCUGUGAUCGAUCGUCCCAUUAAGGAUAACCCUAUGUACUUUGAUGUAUCAGAACACAAUAAUCCUAUAGCGAUUUACGGAACAAGAGGAAGCGGAAAAGACGAAUUUAAUCAACCCGUCGCUGUAGCUAUAGAUGAGAGAGAUCAGACUAUUUAUGUAUUAGAUACAGGCAAUUCCAGAAUAAAAGUACUGAAUGAGCAGUUUGAAUUUUUAAAACAUGUUACUAAUGAAGGAUUGUUGGGAAGAAGUUGUACGGGAAUAGCGAUCUCAAAUAACGGCUUGGUGGUAGUUAACUGGCGUAGUAAAGUCAUAACUGAAAUGGAUACAGAUGGUGGAACUAUCAAAUCUUUUACAUACAAUGCCUUCCAGGAACCAAUAGACGUAGCUGUAGAUCGGAGUUAUGGCCAUCUUUUAGUAGCGGAUAAUGGAAUGAGCUGCGUUUUUGUUUUUGAUGAUGAAGGAAAAAUUUUGUUUCAGGUUGGUAAAAAAGGCACCUUUAGUUUGAUCUCAUCUGUGGCAGUUGGAUCAACCGGAGAAAUUUUUGUCGCUGAUUCCAGAUUGCAAAUGUUCUCGGCAAAAGGAGAUUUCUUGGAAAUUAUCUAUGAUGAAGGAAAAGGCAAAGGAAGAUAUGGCGGUAUAAUUGUCGACCAAGACAACCGCAUAAUAGCCAGCAGAACAGAACAAAAAGGUCGAACUUAUCUCCAAGUAUUAUCCUCAAAUGACAAAAAUGUAAAUCAGUAUGUAGAUUCACACGACUCGAAAUUAAAAAGACCUAGUGGUUGUGCAGUUACCAACGAUUUUCACGUUGUUGUAGUCGAUUUGGGUAAUAACUGCAUCAAAAAAUACAGAUACUGGUAAAUCAGUCCAUUAUGAUUACAAAACAUUUUCUUAGAAGUAAAAUACUUCUAUAGAAUGUUCACGUUAUGAGUACAUGAGGUACUUCCUAUUUAAGUGAUCAACAUGACUUUAAGUAACUUAGUUAAGCUUUUAUAAAUUGUUUUGAUAUUAAAUAGGUGAUUUUAAAUAACUUAUAUAAUAUAGAAAGUCAUAGAUCAGUUAAAUGGCAAGUUUUAGACUGAAAGUUUAUUUUAUUUAAUUUUGUAAGAGUAAAACUGUUUUUUUUUCCUUGUUUGUAUUAGAAAGUUGAUUUUAUUUUUUCAAAUUAUUCCCCAAAAGUCAGUAAGUAGGUCUAGUUGUAAGAAAAUGUUUAAGUAUCAUACAUUUAUAAAUUGUAUAUGGAAAAGAUUAAAAAGGGAGAUUCACAAUGCUUUCUGAUGGGAUCACCUUACGUGUACAUAUUCUAAAAAUGUUGAAAUUAUUUUGUGAUUAUUCACUAAUAGAUUUUAUAUGAUAAUUUUACAAAUAAUUUCAGAGACAAUUUUCUCGUUCUAAGAGAUCCGCUUAACAUGUUGAAAUAUUUCACCUAUUUAUAACACUUAACCUUUUUUUAUAAAUGCCUUGUAUGUAUGCAUUGAGUGUCAUUACACAAGAUUACUUUUCUAUUUUUAAAGUAAUUAUUUGUGGCUUACUUUCUCAAUUAUUGCUGCCAAGUUACUUUUUAAUAGUACUUAAAAAGUAAACGAUAUUUUGUAAAGCGCAUGUGUUUUGUACAAAUUAUUUUCAUUGUCUAGUCACUAGUAUGUAUUUUUUUAUAUAUUGUACAAUGCAGUUAUGCUUAAUAUAAGCAUCCCAACAAUCAA
This is a messenger RNA of Sitophilus oryzae (rice weevil), 3273 nucleotides long. RefSeq names its product tripartite motif-containing protein 2-like. Gene Ontology annotation, molecular function: ubiquitin protein ligase activity; zinc ion binding; translation repressor activity. Bases 326 to 2431 code for a protein of 701 amino acids. The transcript is spliced from 13 exons. Gene Ontology annotation, biological process: protein polyubiquitination; negative regulation of translation; proteasome-mediated ubiquitin-dependent protein catabolic process. Lineage: Eukaryota; Metazoa; Arthropoda; Insecta; Coleoptera; Curculionidae. The record is from RefSeq and is a predicted model, not a curated record.